Messenger RNA from Daphnia magna, 562 nucleotides. Its product is annotated as pro-resilin. The record is from RefSeq and is a predicted model, not a curated record. The transcript has 3 exons. Gene Ontology annotation, cellular component: extracellular matrix. NCBI's taxonomy places the organism in Eukaryota, Metazoa, Arthropoda, Branchiopoda, Diplostraca, Daphniidae. The coding region runs from base 116 to 475 and encodes 119 amino acids.
CUUCUUGAUGCCCCUUUCCUUACAUAUAUAAACAAUGGAGUCUACCACAGUAAAACAGUUCCGUCACCGACCAGCAGCUCAACAGGUCAACCCUCGCUCGCUCUGAACAACAACCAUGAAGCUUUUUGUUUUUGCCAUUUUGAUCGCCGUCGCGUUGGCCGCUUACGAACCUGUCGUUACCAUUAAGGAUGUUGCUGAAGCUGAACCCGUCGUUGUUCCACAGCCAUACAGUUUCGGAUACAACGUCAAGGAUGAUGAGACUUUCAACGAUUUCUAUCACGCCGAGAACGCCGACGGAAACGUAGUCACCGGAACUUAUCGCGUUGCCCUUCCCGAUGGCCGCACCCAGAUCGUCACCUACAAAGCUGAUAAGGACGGUUACACCGCUGAUGUCAAAUUCGAAGGUGAAGCCAAAUAUCCCGAAUUCGUUGAACAGAAAGUCCAAAAGAAUACUAAGGAGGAGUCAUAUAUUUAAACUAUCUGGCAUAACCGGGACUGUCGGUCACGUAUACAUAAUCAAUUUCGGGGUAAUAAUUUAUUCAAUACACAUAUCCGUACGGCA